GUUCACCGGGGCAGAAGCCGUGGUGAUGGGCGACGUGACCUACGGGGCCUGCUGUGUGGAUGACUUCACCGCACGGGCCUUGGGAGCCGACUUCCUCGUCCACUACGGCCACAGCUGCCUGAUUCCCAUCGACUCCUCGCAGGGCCUGAAGAUGCUCUACGUGUUUGUGGACAUCAAGAUUGACACGGCCCACCUCAUCGAGACCCUCCGCUUCAACUUCCCGGUGGGGGCUAAAUUGGCGCUCGUUAGCACGGUCCAGUUUGUAUCUGCUCUGCAGGCUGCCUCCCGGGAGCUCCAGCCCGACUACAGCGUCUGGACCCCCCAGUGCAAGCCCCUUUCCCCAGGGGAGCUGCUGGGCUGCACAGCCCCCCGGCUGACCCAGGAGACGGACGCCAUCGUGUACGAUCCGUACAGCAAGGCCUUCUCCCGGGAGCUCUACGCCCACCAGCGCAUGCAGGAGUCGCGGAAGGCAGCCAUCCGCCAAGCGGCCGGUGCCCACAAGUGGGGCCUCAUCCUGGGCACCCUGGGGCGGCAGGGGUCUCCGGCCAUCCUGCAGCACCUGGAGUCGAGCCUGGAGGCAGCGGGGCGUCCCUACAUCCGGCUCCUCCUCUCUGAGAUCUUCCCCAGCAAAUUGCAGCUGUUUCCAGAUGUUGAGGCCUGGGUGCAGGUGGCGUGCCCCCGCCUCUCCAUCGACUGGGGGGUGGCCUUUGAAAAGCCGCUGCUGACGCCCUAUGAGGCUGCGGUGGCUCUGCAGCAGAUCAAAUGGCAGGAGAUCUACCCCAUGGACUUCUACGCCGGUCAGCCUCUGGGACCAUGGACGGUGAAUCACCCCAGCCACCGGCCCCAGAAAGCGGGCAGGACCAAAGAGGUGAACUUGGCCAAAUCCCUGCCACCACCUGGGAAAGGAGCCCUGAAGAGCUGCUCCUCCUGCCAGCAGGAGACGGAGGAGGAGAAGGAGGAGGCGCCAUCAAACCUCGGAGUGGAGCUGGGGACUCAAACUGGUCCCAGGCAGUGCGUGAAGGAGCAGCAGCAGCAGUAGGGGGCCAAGCUUUGGGGCAUCCUUUGGCUGAUUCCCCCAUCCCACCCCCACUGGGGAAAAGCAGUGCUUGCAAUCUCCAGAGAGGAGGGUGCUGCGUUCCCCUGCCAGCUCUUCGGGAGGCCUGGUUUUGCCUUUAGGGCUUCCUGCAACCACCGACUUUUGGGGUUCAGCAGCUGGAGAAUCAGAAGUGCCUUUGCUGGAGUAAUUAAAAAAACGGGGGCUUUGCCAGAGACACUGAAACUCAAUAUGGACUAAGCACCUGAAGCUGUGUGGCAAGGAAGUCCUGGCAGCGAUAAGCAGAAAGAGGGCACGUGUGUCCGGGGGUGGGUGGAGAGAAGGGGGGGGCACAAUCAGAGGGUAUCUGGGAGUGCAAGAAGUCUCCAUCCGUGCCUGUCGAUAUCAGAGGCAUCCCUGGCGUUUCUGCCUUCUGCUCCCUCUGCUUUUAUGGUGCAGUCCU
Messenger RNA from Thamnophis sirtalis, 1496 nucleotides. The record is from RefSeq and is a predicted model, not a curated record. Lineage: Eukaryota; Metazoa; Chordata; Lepidosauria; Squamata; Natricidae.